AUGGUAUUUUACAAGGCUACCCUAGUAAGGUCUCUUAUCGGGAUGCCCAAGGUAACGAGAGAGAUUGUAAAAACAUUAGGAUUCGGUAAGAGGGGUUCUGUCAUAUAUAGAGAAGUUACACCAGCGAUUACCGGUUCUCUGUUGAAAGUUAAGGAACUGGUGAAGGUAGAGGUCACUGAACAAGCGUUGAGCAAAGAGAUGCAAAGGGAAUUAAGAAAAUCGAAUCCAGGGUUCACAGUUGAGAAACGUGAACGUGUCUUAUGA
This is a messenger RNA of Maudiozyma barnettii, 264 nucleotides long. It is a transcript of the gene MRPL33, whose product is annotated as mitochondrial 54S ribosomal protein uL30m. Gene Ontology annotation, biological process: translation. Lineage: Eukaryota; Fungi; Ascomycota; Saccharomycetes; Saccharomycetales; Saccharomycetaceae. Gene Ontology annotation, molecular function: structural constituent of ribosome. Bases 1 to 264 code for a protein of 87 amino acids. The record is from RefSeq and is a predicted model, not a curated record. The transcript has a single exon. Gene Ontology annotation, cellular component: mitochondrion; large ribosomal subunit.